AUGGCUUUCAAAAUAUCUCGUGUCCAACGACUAAGCGCUGUGCUUGGCAUAUCGCUAUGUUUCUUUAUAGCUGAAAUAUCCGUUGGAUUCUACACGCACUCCCUCGCUCUAAUCGCCGAUGCUUUUCACUAUCUUAAUGAUCUUGUGGGAUUUGCAAUUGCCCUUGCUGCGACCAUAAUCGCGGAGAAAGGCACACCACCAAAGACUCUCACGUUUGGUUGGCAACGCAUUCAGCUACUAGGUGCCUUCUUCAACGGAGUUCUCUUAUUUGGUCUAGGCAUCAGUGUUUUUCUGCAGUCCAUUGAGCGAUUCGCGUUGAAGAGCCAAAGCUGGUGCUCAUCAUGGGAUGUGUGGGUUUUGGUCUUAAUCUUCUCAGCAUAUUAUUUCUUCACGUCGUUACUAACGAUUAUCAUAGACCAUAGCCACGGACAUGGACAUGGGCACGAUCAUGGUCACAGCCACAGCCACGAAGCACAUACCCAUACCACCGAGGAUCCGAUAGCUCUUGGACCAGUAGCGGUAGACGAGAAGCACAUUCAUCAUAAACACCACACAAAUACCAAGACCACCGACGGAAAACAUAGAGACCUGGCAAUGAUGGGGGUCCUGAUUCAUGUCAUUGGAGACUGCGCAAACAACGUCGGUGUCAUCAUAGCGGCGGCAGUAAUCUGGUUCGCCAACUAUGGUGGAAGAUUCUAUGCCGAUCCCGCCGUGAGCAUGGGUAUUGCGAUUAUGAUUUUCAUAUCUUCCAUUCCACUGAGUAUGCAGACAUGUCCUCCUAUCUCCCGCCCAUUGACAGAAUGCUUACCGCAUACAGUUAAACAAUCCGGUCUUAUCCUUCUCCAGAGUGCACCACAAGGAGUUGAUCAUGAUGAUGUGAAGCAUGAUUUGGAAAAGAUUCCUGGGAUCCUCGCCAUCCACGAGCUACAUAUCUGGCGCCUCAAUCAAGAAAAGGCUCUUGCCUCUGCACAUGUCGUUCUAGAUGGUGACCUUAUGCCUAAUUUUGAGAGCCUUGCACAGACGAUUAGGGAAUGUUUCCAUGAAUAUGGCAUUCAUUCUAUUACAUUACAGCCGGAAUCAUAUACUCAGGAAACCAAAAACACUACCAGUGUGUCAGUUGGUAGCAGUACUGGUGUUGAUAUGGCUGGUGUCACUGGUGAUAACUUCAAGAAGCGACAGAGUCUUGAGAGUGCUUUGAAUCAGUGUAAAUCGGGGUGUGGCAGUUUUUGUCUGGAGUUUACAUGUUGUCAAUGA
Molecule: messenger RNA, 1254 nt
Organism: Penicillium malachiteum
Lineage: Eukaryota; Fungi; Ascomycota; Eurotiomycetes; Eurotiales; Aspergillaceae
Product: cation diffusion facilitator family transporter
Exons: 8
Coding region: 1-1254 (417 amino acids)
Biological process (GO): zinc ion transmembrane transport; intracellular zinc ion homeostasis
Cellular component (GO): membrane
Molecular function (GO): zinc ion transmembrane transporter activity
Source: RefSeq, a predicted model, not a curated record